GUGGUAAACCAGAAGUUGCCCAGAGCAGAGUCAUUGCUGGUCAAAAUGCUAACAGAGGAUCAUGGCCUUGGCAAAUUCUCAUGCUAUUUAAUAGGAGAACAAUGUGUGGUGGCUCUAUAAUUGCUCCUUAAUGGAUUGUCACUGUGGCUCAUUGUGUAUCUGGGAGGGAGUCUUACGCACGUUACUUCAAAGUUAGGUAAAAUCCCAAGACGUUUUGAAAAUUUAUAAAUUGUUCAACAUAAAUAGAAAAUAGGCCACAUGAACAAUAUUUUGGAAAAGAUGGAAAACAUAUCGAAUGGAAUAGGAGAGAGAAAACAGGCUUCUUAUGUCUAAAAUAUAGCAGUUUUUUCUUCAUUGUAUAUUGAUUACAAACCUGCACACUCAAUGGACCAAAACCUCAAGUUAGUAUUGAUUGUUUCUUUACAAGUUUCAUAUCACAACCCUAGUAGAAUUAUUCAGAACAAUAAAUACUGGCAGUAAUUAACAUAAUUUGGGAGCUCUUUUGCUUCAAUCUCGUUUAUUUUUUAGACCUCAGCCAUUUCAAGUUUUCAUGAUAGGAUUAUAGAAAUAAUCUCUACGAAGCCAUACAAAUCGAGGCAUUUUCACAAAUUUUUAGAGUUCAUUUCAUUUGAAAAAAUACUCAAUUACAUUCUAACCUAUCAUAUACAGUUAUAGGUUAAAGCAUAAGAACAUAUUUUUGUUGGAACUAGCGAUAAAGCGAAUGAAUUUAUUAAUACCUGUGAGCAUAUUAUCUUGAUAGAGUUGGAGAGCAUAUUACGUCAACAACAAGCGAUGGACAACAUACUGAUAUGCAGGUUGAAAGGAUCAUUUCCCAUCCAAGCUACUCAAGAAGCACAAUCAAUAACGAUAUUGCAUUGAUGAAAAUCUGUCCGCCAAUUCAGUUUGGAAAAUACGUGAAGCCAGUUUGUUUGCCUGGACAAGACCAAAAUGUCCCAGUUGGAACUAAUUGUUUCAUCACAGGUAUAAUUAUCACUGACAAGAUGGUUUGUGCUGGUCACGGAGGGACAACUCGUGUGAGUGGAUGCCAUGGUGACAGCGGUGCACCAUUUGUGUGCCAAACUGGAGCCAAUGCCUCUUGGGUUCUCCAUAGCGCUGUGAGCUGGGGAUCUGGACGCUGUGAUGCAACAGUGGGUUACAGUGUCUUUGCAAGAGUUGCCAAAUUCAGAAGCUGGAUCGAUCAACAGAUAUCAACAUAUUAAUAGACUAGUAUAAUUUAUUUACUCCAUUUCAAUUAUGAAUAUUUAUCCUAGCAAAUCACAAAUAUUGUCUUUGAUUCGUCCUUUAUUUUAUUAUCUGUCCUUGAUGAACUUCAAGGCAUAAACCACCACUCCUAUACUUAACUCCGUAAAACUAUUGAAAGACUAUACUGAAAGGUUAUUGAAGAAUACAUAUGAUCAGAAAUUUGUCCGCUAAAAUACUUUUCUUCCUCUUGAUAAUUUUAAGUGAUCGACAUUUUUUGCCAGCGGUGAAUCUGGCUAUAAAAAUCUGGGGAGGGGAGGAGGUUAG
Rhopilema esculentum is the source of this 1527-nucleotide messenger RNA. NCBI's taxonomy places the organism in Eukaryota, Metazoa, Cnidaria, Scyphozoa, Rhizostomeae, Rhizostomatidae. The record is from RefSeq and is a predicted model, not a curated record.